AUGAAGGCUUCAGUCACCAGCCUCGCACUGGCGUGUGGCCUAGUCAUUGCUGCUCCAGCUGACACCCAGAGCAAAUGGGCCGGCACCCAGAUGGACCUCGAGAACAAGCUGCCAUGGGACACGCCCUACUCGUGUCAGCGCCUUGGUAACAGCGAUGGGUUUCCUGUGGAAUGCCGCAUCCAGGAAAACGGCAACUCUCCUGGUCCUAGCGAACAGACCCUCACCUGGGCCUGUGGAGGAGAACACGGGUGCGACUACUGCCAACAGAAGCCUGGAUCGGAGACUACUUUUAUGUGCAACGACUCGCCCGAGCUAGCGACGUACCGAAAGACGAUGCCAGAUGAAUGCUUCCAGCAGGACGGCGUCGUUGCGAAUUGCAAGCAGGUGUACGACGACUGCCUCGCACAAAAGAUGAAGGAGGACAAGCCGGACGAAAUAGAGCAGUGCAUCAAGAGCACGUUCGAGGAGGGCGACAAACCACUGUUCCCGGGCGAAGGGAAGCGCCCGAGCGCUCACUACAGCCGGCCCGGUCAAACGAGUCAAGCGAGUCAGGCGCCAUGGCAGAAGUGCCUGGCCAAUGCAAAGGAUCAGGCUGCCAAAGCGAAGUGCUUCAUCGACAGGGAGAACGAGUUUUGUGGUGGCUUGGAGUCGGACAAGACUGGCUGCUCCAACGCCAUCAGGUCGUGCCAUUACGACCUGUACAGGAAGACCGGCAGCACGAAGAAGCCGGCCGAAGAUGGACAGAAACAAUGGGACAACAUCGUUGCCUGCGCAAAGGACCGCCUCGCUCAGACCCCUAGUGCGGCUGAGCCCCCUGAAGAUAAGCCAAAGACUCCAGCAGCCGCGCCCGUCGACUGCCACAAAAGUGGCCGCGUGGCGAUGACCCGGUGCAGUGAAAAAUUCGGCUUCGCAGCUUGCGAGCCAAAGAUCACUGCUAAAGUCAAGGAAUGCCUCGAGUCCCAGCAGUAA
Molecule: messenger RNA, 969 nt
Organism: Purpureocillium lilacinum
Lineage: Eukaryota; Fungi; Ascomycota; Sordariomycetes; Hypocreales; Ophiocordycipitaceae
Source: RefSeq, a predicted model, not a curated record